AUGAAUUUUCCUAUUUUGGAAGGUUGUGGCUUGCAAGUAGGAAACACUAUCUUGUUGCCGUAUCCAAAUUCGUUUGUACCUUGUGGUUACACCGUCACAGACAGCAAUCCAUCCAAUCCAAGGCCUUCAAGCUCGGGGAACUUGAGCCAAACCGUGAAGGGGUCUUCGUGUCUUGCUAAUACACACAUGUCCCUGCCUCUGAGCAACGCCAGCCACCCUCUUGUUCCAUGUCAAAGUCGUGUCCCUUGUAAUGUGAACGCGGGCAAGGUGAGAAAUAUGGUUUUCAAGGUGAAUAUCCAUUCUUGGCCAAACCAUGCUUCUUGUCUAGUACAGCAGAGAAAGGGUAACGGGUUUGUGAAUAUGGGAUGUGCAAGCUGGUGUUCGGUGGCAGAGUUGGAGAGAGAACUGGAAGCUGAGAUGAACACACACCAAGAUGAAGAGAAGGCAAGCAUUGGAAUGGCAAGGUUUAGGCACAAAUGUGAAGAAGGGAAUGGGGUGGUGGAGCUGUUGGAGUGUUUGGAAAGGGAAGCAAUUAUGGGUGAAGAUGUGGGAAAAGAGCCUAAGGAUUACAACCGAAGGGCUCGUAUAUUUGAUAGAAGCUCUAGAGUGUUCCAAGCUCUUAAGGAACUGAACAGUGAUGUUCUUUCUCAAAAGUAGGCAGUGACUUGGAAUUUCAUUGUAGUUGAAAUAAAUGUUACUAUCUAGUUAGGUUUUGGGAUGGGUUUUAUAUUUGACUUUGGACUCUCUUACCUUACUAGCUAGAUAAGCCGGUUUAUUUCAAUAAACCCCAUCAAGAAAAUAGUAACCGAUUGUAUCUUCGAAUGUAGAAGUUUUUUGCUACAUUACCUUGUACACAGACGAUAAUAUCAC
This is a messenger RNA of Gastrolobium bilobum, 870 nucleotides long. RefSeq lists its product as uncharacterized. The record is from RefSeq and is a predicted model, not a curated record. Bases 1 to 657 code for a protein of 218 amino acids. Lineage: Eukaryota; Viridiplantae; Streptophyta; Magnoliopsida; Fabales; Fabaceae. The transcript is spliced from 2 exons.